AUGCAACGUCGUUCUGUUCCACGUACAGAUCCACGUUAUAAUCAAUUACGUGCAAAAAAUAAUGAUAGUGUUAAAAAAUCUCGUGAAAAAUCUCGUCGUGAACGUGAUGAAAUAAUGGAAUCAAUAAAUAAAUUAGAACAAGAAAAUGAAGAAUUAACUCAACAUAUAAGAACUCUCAAACAAGAAUAUGAACAAUUACAAGAAUUAUUUAAACAACAUACUGGAAUUGCUGUUGAUGAAAUUUUAUCAUCACAAACAAAUAUAAAUUCAAAUUCAAAUUCAAUAUCAACAUCUUCUAUACAACCAAAACCAAUUGAAAAAUCAAAACAAAAUUCUUCUACACCUAUAUUAACAAUAAAUACAAAUGAAGAUAAAACUAAUGCUGCUGCUGCUACAUCUGAUACACAACUUGAUCCAAAUAGUCUUGAUGGAGCUAUUGUACUUAUUAAUGGUGUUCAAUAUAGAAUUAUGAUGAAUUCUUCUGUAUAUAUUUUAUGUAUUCUCUUCUUUAUAUUUAUACAAUUAGUUCAAAGUCAAGUAGCAUCAUCAACUGAUGAUAAUAAUAAUAAAAGAAAAAAACAAGAUUUUUAUUGUUCAGCAUGUAAAUCUAUGAGUGAAACAAUAUUUCGUGAAAUGAAUAAUGUUGAUCCAAAUGAACGUGUUCAAGUUGGAUCAUAUCGUGUUGAUGGUCAUGGACAUCAAAAAUUAAAAGAUGUACCAGUUAUUGAAACAGCAUAUCAUGCUGAAAAUGUUCUUGAAAAUCUUUGUUCAAAAUUUAUUAGAGAUGCUCAAGAAGUAAUACCAAGUCCAUUGAAAAAUCUUUAUGAACAUGCGUGUGAUGAUAUUCUCGAAGAUCAUCAUGAUAGUAUUAUUGAUAUACUUGUAACACAAAAUAAAAAUGCACAAACAGCUCGACAAUUAGCAGAACUUUUUUGUGUUGAAUUAAAUCAAUAUUGUAAAGGAAAUCAACUUGACGAACUUUUUAAACCAAGACCAACACCAUCAUCCGUUGUUGAAGAGAAACAAGACGAAAAAAAUGCAGAAGAAGAAGAAGAGGGAAAAGAACAGGAUAAAAAUGAACUAUAA
Rotaria sp. Silwood1 is the source of this 1086-nucleotide messenger RNA. The record is from the annotation of a GenBank genome assembly. Lineage: Eukaryota; Metazoa; Rotifera; Eurotatoria; Philodinida; Philodinidae.